UCUGGCGAGUGUGGAUGCGUUCCGAGCAGAAACCGCGUCCAAACAAAAAUUCACUUCUGCCCAAUGCAACCCGAAACACCGAUAAAAAAAGAAAGAAAUACCAACUCAAUGUGCAAUAUAAAUUUGUUACACGGAAAAGUUUAAAGUGUUUUUCAACAAUAAAGUGCUAGAGUGUUGCAAAGUCAGUUGGAAAAUCUCUGUAUUCGCCGCAGGAUAUCUUCAAAAUCCAAACUUUGGAAAAAAAAUCCAAUACAGAUAUCCCUGUGUAUAUGUAUAAUGUAUGUACGUGUGCGUGAACGUGUGCCCGUGAUGGUAGUGGUGGUGGUGCAAUAAUUGUGAGCGCCAAAAAGCCGAAGAGACGAAGCCGCGCAGCCAAAUAAAUCUCUCGUCUCUCCUUUCGCGCUUCUCGUUUUCGCGUCGCCUUGCCGUCGCUUUCUCCAGUUCGAAAGUCGCGUAGUAAAAAGUGUCGGCAAAUCUGCACCACCUCGCUGCACCACCCAUCCACUCAACCACUGAACCACUCUGAGCCACUUGGCCACUUUGUUUUUGGUCAAGUCUUUCGCACUCUCGACUUCGAAAUUCGAAAUUGCGAAUUUGGCGCGCACCGGAGCAUCAAGUCAAAAGCACACUUAACUACAUAUCCAACUACCAGCUCAAUUAACAUUUAUCACCAAAAUAUAAAAACCGCCAAAAUUGCUUUGCAACAAUGUUGAACAUACUCGGAAAAAGCAAUAAAAACUUUUGGCUACAAAAAAUAUCCGGCUUUAAAUCGUUCAUAACAAGUAUAUGAGAACGAAAUAUAAUCCGAAACUAAAGUUGGAAAAACAAGUCUAUCGCAAACUAUAAAAAUGCAAUAAGAACGUAAAAUAAAAACUUUUGUGAUGCUGCAGAGAACAUUUUUCGCAAAGUGUCAAUAGGUGAAAGAAAAAAAUAAAUCAAUUAAAACGGAAAUUCUAUUUAAUUUGUGAACUGUUCUGUGGUGCUUAUCCCAUGUGCCGAGCACGCGAACAAUAAAACAAAAAUUUAUACAAUUUGGAAACGCAGAAAAUCGAUCGAUAGCCGCAAACCAGGGAUUUUGGAUUUGAAUUUAAUCGUGAACUAUCACAAAACAAAUUGAUCCACAUAAAUACGCACACGGACAGCAAAAAUGGAGAGCAAACACUGGAGCUGCUUUGUGGCCAUUGUGCUGGGCGUGCUAAUAUUCAAAAUGCACAUAUUUGUUGCAUUCGCCGAUCAGGAUGAGGAUAUACCGCACAACGAGGUUCGCAAUUGGGCGCUGAAGUUCGGCGUUGACUUGUGGGAGUUCGGACGUCAAUUCACCAAAAUGAACGAGAUCAAAAGUCGCUUCAAGGACAACGACAUCGAAGUGAAGCGCAAGGACGGCAUUAUCCUGCUGCGUGAAUUGGCCGCCGAGGUGAAGAACUUUAUGGAUUUCAAGCGGAAUGCUGUCAUGCGCCUGAUGGACUCCGCCGAGCAGGCGGCCCUGUCCGAGCUGGAGGGCCAGGGAGGGCAGGCGGAGUCGCCGAUGGGCGGACAGCAGCACUACGAUGCCCGGCGGAUCAACGAAUAUAAUGCCGAUGGCAAGCUGGCGGACGGAGCCCGCCACAUGGACAUCCGGUUCAUGCGGCGCUUCGAGCGGCUGCCGGUCAAUCUCAGUCUAAGCUCGAUUCUGGUGCCGCACGGCGUCGACUUGGAGGAGGCGGACGUCAAGUCGGCGCUGCAGUGGAGCGGCCACUUGGACCCGCUGUUCCAGAACAACUUAGAGCAAGAUCCGGCAUUGUCGUGGCAGUACUUUGGCUCCUCCACGGGCUUCCUGCGCCGCUUCCCGGGCACCGCCUGGCCCCCGGAGGGCUCCAAGGGCAGCAAGCUCAUCCACGACUUUCGCACCCACAAUUGGUUCGUCCAGGCAGCCUCGUCGCCCAAGGAUAUUAUGAUUCUCCUGGAUGCCUCGUCAGCCAUGACAGAGAAGUCCUUUGACCUGGGCAUGGCCACCGCCUUCAACAUCCUGGACACCCUGGGCGAAGACGACUUCGUGAACCUGAUCACCUUCUCGGAGGUGGUUAAGACACCGGUGCCGUGCUUCAAGGACCGCAUGGUUCGAGCCACGCCCGACAAUAUCCAGGAAAUUAAGUCAGCGGUCAAGGCCAUCAAGCUGCAAGAUACGGCCAACUUUACGGCGGGCCUGGAGUACGCCUUCAGUUUGCUGCACAAGUACAAUCAAUCGGGGGCCGGUAGCCAGUGCAAUCAGGCCAUCAUGCUGAUCACGGAGAGCACCUCGGAGUCGCACAAGGACGUGAUCAAGCAGUACAACUGGCCGCACAUGCCCGUCCGCAUCUUCACCUAUCUGAUUGGCAGCGAUUCCGGCAGCCGAAGUAAUCUGCACGAUAUGGCCUGUUCGAACAAGGGAUUCUUUGUCCAGAUCAACGACUACGACGAGGCCCGUCGCAAGGUCAUCGACUAUGCCCUGGUGAUGGCCCGUCCGAUGAUCAUGUACCAGGCCGAUCAUCCGGUUCACUGGAGUCCCGUGUUUGUGGCCGGAAAGUCCGGGGGACUUGGACGCGAUUCGGAGUACCAGCGACGCCUGGUGACGACAGUUUCAACUCCGGUCUUCGAUAGACGAAACCAUUCGGUGCGCGUUGCCAAUCUGCUGGGAGUGGUGGGCACCGAUGUGCCCAUCGAGGAGAUCCGCAAGGUGAUCCCCCACUACAAGCUGGGCCCGAAUGGCUAUUCGUUUAUCGUGGAUAACAACGGGCGAGUGCUCUACCACCCCGAUCUGCGGCCCCUGGGCGAUGCCAACCAGUAUAUCGACCAGCUGAAACCGAAGUACGCCUCGGUCGACAUCACGGAGUUGGAACUGCCGGAAACGGAGUUCGGAAAUAAUAACGAACCCCUAGAAAUAAACAAGAAUCUUCUGAACGAGAUGCGCGGCGAUAUGAUAAAACCAAAGGAGGGGGAAACGGAAUUUACCGUGAUGAACCACUACGAUGACUCGAAAAGGGUUUCGACCAGGACGCAUCGGUACUUCUACGGCCCCAUCGAGGACACACCAUUUACCCUGGCUAUUGUGCUCCCGGAGAAAUACGGUAGCCAUGAGUUUGUUUCCCAGCAGGAGAUUCGGCAUUCGCGUAACAAUGUUACCGAAUACUUUAAGGGAGACAACUGGCGCGUACAUCCCGACUGGGUGUACUGCGAGUACAAUAGCGUCAGUGAUUUGGAAAAGGAGCGGGAGAGUUCCGGCGAGUAUUCCUCACGGGAUCAGGAGCCGAGCUUCGGAUCGCCCGAGGAGCAGGUAUUGCACUUUCUAUCUCGCGCUGGACGCCCCGGUUGGAAGUGGAUGUCGGUUCGACCCAAGUCACCGCAGCCACAUCACAACAUGCACAGUGGCUCCAACGGCAAUGCGCCCGGAUCGAGCCACUUUGGAUCGCAGCACUCAAACUCUCAGGGAUCUCGCAAGGCAGAGCCCUACUUCUGCGAUCGAACCCUCAUCCAGAGCUUGGUGCGCGAUGCCAUGGUCACCGAUGGACUCGACAGGAACACCACAGGAUCCUCCAGCGGCAAGGAGGAUAAGCAUCCAAUCGCCACAUUGAUGGCAAUCCUCAAGAGGCAAGGCUAUCAGAAGUUUGUGGUUGCUACUUCGUUCGUGGCAACAAGAUCGGGUCUUCUCCGGUGGAUUGAUCAUGUCAAGCGACCCGAGGACACUCCCGAACCACACUUUAGCGAGGAUAAUGUAAGAGCCAUGGACACAUCUUGGUACAAGCGAGCCAUAGAUCAGCACUCCGUUGAGCCGGAUAGUUUUGUGUACAGUGUACCCUUCGGUUCGGGCUAUGCCAUCAAGUCGAAUGCAACCCUGGUGACCGCUUCACAUGCUAUAUUUGUGGAACACCGAGGUCACAAAGCUCCUGCGGGAGUUGUGGGUCUUCAGUUCCAGCACGAUUCGCUGGCGAAACAUUUUAUUAAUAUCACCUCAGCUUGCACUGGAAUGACGGGCUGCAAGAGAACCUGCGCUUCGGACAAUCUCGACUGCUAUGUCUUGGACAACAGCGGAUUUGUGAUCAUAUCCGAAGAGAUGGAGCACACGGGCAAGUUCUUCGGCCAGAUCGAUGGGACCAUCAUGGACUCCCUGGUCCAGGAUCGCAUCUACAAAAGGGUAACGGUCAACGACUACCAGGGCGUCUGCUCCGAUGCGGACAAUCCCUACACGGCUGCAGGCGGCAUCUUGCAACCAAAUCGCCUGGGCUCCUGGUUCUUCAAUCAUCUAUUGGCUUUGAGCGCCACUUGGCUGUCCUUUAUGCCCGCAUCGCUGAGAGCCUGGCCGCAGGAGGAGUACACCUAUGACAACGAGGAUGUUGUAUUUGUGGAUAACAAUUACUCUGAUGAAUACGAGUUCGGAAAUGAAAAUGAAUAUAACAUGCAGGUGGACCAGGAAAUGGAUGAGUUCUUUACCACAGCCGAUGUGGAGUAUACAACGCCACCACCUAGACAACAUAAGCCCCAUGUGGGACCACGAUUUUCACCGGAUCCCCAGAAUGCCAGAAGGUGCGAUCUCCGCACAGAUCUCUACAUGCUUCAGCCGGAGCGACUCAAUCAGGGUGGCCAGAACAAUCCACUCAAGGGCAAAUUAACCAACUGUCAUGCAUCUGGUUGCGAGCGUCCCUUCAGCGUCCAGAAGAUCCCGCACAGCAAUCUUAUCCUGUUGGUGGUGGACACCCUGUGUCCGUGCGGUUCCAAGCAAUUGGAUAUCGAGCCUUUGGAGGAGGCGGGCGUAAUCGGAGCCUGCAGUACGAGACGACAGGGUCAGGAGCAGGAGUCGCGACGCCGACCCAAAAAGUGCAUCAAUUAUCAUCCCGAGGAGAUCGAGAUCCAGCAAUGUGGGCGUGGCAGCACACUGCUGCACAUGUCCGGCUCGGUGAUUGUGGCCCAUCUCCUAAUGGUCACCGUGACCUUUGUGCUGGCCAAUGCGUGAUAUGAGCACUAAAUGAGUUUUGAGAAUUAGGUUUGCACUUGUUUUGUGUCGAAAACAAUAAGCGGAUGAUGAGAAAUCAUGUCUUUUGAUCGAAAGAAAUACGCAGUUUGAGUUUGUUGAUUUGAGAUCCAAGUGGAAGUUGUUAGUCAACCUCUUACCACUAAAUGAGGUAAAGGGAAAAAUCAAAUAUGUAUUUAUUAGGUGAUUCGCAAAACGAGAAACGUUACACAGAUAAUACUAACAAGUUUAUAUAAUUAUGUUUGUAGACAAUAAUUUGCAGAAAACGAUUUUCAUUGACAAUUAGACAAAAAACGAUAGCUAAACAUAAAUUCUGUAUGUAUGUAUGUGCAAUACGAAUAGCAUUUAAAAAUAAACUGUUUAGUCGAAUAUAAAUAUUUUCUAGAGCGAGCUUUGUUUACCAGUUAUCAAUUGAUUUCCACCUUAAGACAAAUUAAGAGACGUAAAAGAAAGUGGCAGUGCAAAAAUCUUUAACCGAAUGUAAUAAUGACGGAAAAACAGUUAUCAGUCGGAUUAUGUAAAUAGUAUCAGAAAAUAUUCAACAUGAGCAAAAUUCCUACCGAUAAAUAAUUCGUUAUUUUUCCUGUUUUCUAUCGUACAACUUUAAUACUAAAUAAACGGAGUUACUUUUGCACUCAACUGCGUACGCACAAAUAUCAAGUAUUAUAUAUUUUACAACCAAACGAAAUCGAAUUCACUGAACAAAUGGAAGACUUGAAAUACCCGACAGCAAUGUAAAAACAACAAAAACACAACAAAAAACCAAAGUAAAACCAGAACAAUGAUAAAGGCAGUUCAUAUCUGAUACGUAUGUAUAUGGUUGACAUCCAAUAUUGAACAGAAGAAAGCAAAACGAAUACGAAGGAAAAACAAGUUAAUUAUUAAAUAAAUAUUUGAUUAGUUUUGCAGAAAACAAAAAAUAAUAAAACAAAGUGGAAUAAUAAUUUA
Messenger RNA from Drosophila takahashii, 5929 nucleotides. It is a transcript of the gene stol, whose product is annotated as voltage-dependent calcium channel subunit stolid. NCBI's taxonomy places the organism in Eukaryota, Metazoa, Arthropoda, Insecta, Diptera, Drosophilidae. Gene Ontology annotation, cellular component: voltage-gated calcium channel complex. The record is from RefSeq and is a predicted model, not a curated record. Gene Ontology annotation, molecular function: voltage-gated calcium channel activity.